AUUCGCUCCACAUGGCAAUCGUUGGAAUAAAUUGAACGUUGUUCUCGCCUACCCCACAUGGAUCCAGUUCCGCUUGAUUUGUGGUUGAAUGCAUCCCUGAUUGUCGAUCUGAACACCAGGAACUACAGCUGGUGUCAGACCUGUAGGACUGUUGGGCCGCGGACGAUGCAAAGAAUUCGCUGUGUGCUCCACCGGCUCCACCACGGCGGCUUGGUGUGCAACGGACGCCAGCGUAAACAAAUUGAACCAACGUACCUCUCUCAUGGCAUCGGGCGGCAAUGGGGGCGUCGAUCAAGAUGGACGUGGGCGUGGCGGGUCUCGGGGUCGUUGUACUCUGGUGCGUGCUUGCGGGCGUGGGCGCCAUCCGCACGAAACCCUCGUCGUUCGUGAGGAUGCUCAACGUCCGGCGGGCCGAGGUUGUGUUUGGCAUUGGCGUGCUUGCGUACCUCGCUCUUUUCGCCGCCACGGCGACGUGGGUCGGCGUUGGCGACGGGCACAAGGUCGUCUCGGCCGACAAGAGCAGCUAUCUCGGGCCGUUCGUCCUCGGCAAGCUUGCCAAGCUCUGCCUCGCGCUCAUGUACCUUCCUGUGCUCCGCUACCCCGGCCUCGACCGGUGGGUGGCGGGGCGCGUCCUGCCGUUUGAGCGGCGCCUCAAGUUCCAUCGCGUGUUCGGCGCUGUUUUUCUGACAGUCGCGAGCGCGCACGGGGCGUGGAUGGCGAUUCGCACGAAGUUCGGCCAUUUCUCGGUCGGCGGGGUCUCGCUUGCGGGCGCGGUAGCGCUCGGCUUGUUUGCGGUCAUGGGUGUCGGGGCAUUGCCCACCAUUCGUCGCCAUCACUUUGGAGUCUUCCGUGCCCUGCAUUGGCUCCAGGUCCCCGCCGUGAUCGCUGCGCUCGUGCACGUCCCAGGCAUCGCGCUCUACCUCGCCGUUCCUGGAUCGCUCUGGCUCGCUCUCCUAUUGGCCCGCACAGUGCGCGCGUGGCGUGGACGGCGGCGUGCCAAGCUCUCGGUGCUUCCCGGCGAAGCAACAGAAAUAUCCCUUAUGUGGCCCCACGAGUGGGCCGCACCGCGUCCGGGAAGCUAUGCGUUCCUUCGCGUCGGUUCGGUGGCGUGGGCGGCGUGGCAUCCAUUCUCGGUGGUCGAUUUCGAGCCGAGCACUCGGCACGUCCGGUUCAUCGUCAAGGUGGUCCACCACACGCAUGCCCAAUCGUGGACGGCGAAGCUGCACGCGCUCGCGGAGCGGGGCGCUAGUCCGAGCAUCUGGAUCGACGGGGCAUAUGGCGAGCUGAGCCUCUCGCAUGCCGCACUCGCGCAGUGCAGCCACGUGGUGCUUGUGGCUGGCGGAGUGGGCGUCACGCCCAUGGCUAGCAUUCUGCAGCACGUCGCGGACACUGAAGCAGACUCUGUGCAGCGCGUGACGUUUGUGUGGACGUCGCGCUCCAUGGCCGACGUGUGCACGCCGUGGAUCGGCUCCACACUCGAGCACGCAGGCCGGGUUCUCGGCCCCCGGCUCACGACCUCGUUUUUCCAUUCGGCGCCGCCGCCGUCACGGUCGAUCUCGUCGUCGUCGUCUGACUCGGCCUCCUCGUCCUCGUCCGCCAUCGCUACCUUCGAAUGGACGCCUGGUCGACCCGAUUUGGACCGACUGCUCGCCGAAGUGCAAGCCACUGGCUCGCCUGCACGGGCCGUCCUUGUCGCCGUGUGCGGGCCGCCGUCGCUUUGUGAUGCUGCCAUUGCAGCAGGAACUGAGCAUGGAUUUACUGUUCAUGUUGAGACCUUUCGAUUCUAGUCCUGCUAGCCAGAUCAAGGAGAAAGUCGUAGAUGAGCGGGGGGCCUAUUUUGGUCUCGAGCCACCUCUUGGGGGAAAUUGAGGUCCUGUCCUCGGCUACAACUCUCGCAUCUUUGCGAACCAUGUCCGCAAUUUUUUCCCGCUCCAUCGAAAUCGACUGUGUCGACGAAGGCACACUCGAGAAUCUCGAGUCCGGGAUGACUGACAGCGUGGCGACGGCGGACGGCGAGGAGGUGUCGGCCGACUUUGGCUCGCAUUCGAGCUCGAGCCAGAACGCUCUCCGGUUUUUCUGCUUUUCGGCGGCACGCUUGAGACGAAUUGAGGUCAAUCUGGUGCGAAGCGAGGUGAUGAACGAGCUCGGAGGAGUAGUGAUGGGCGUUCUCGGCGAGUGUGUGGCGGAGGCGCUUGUUGACCUCGAGCUCGCAUUUACCUUCCUUUCGUGGAGCAAGCGCGCCAGCGGGCUGCAGCGGCAACAGGGGAUGCCGGGCAGGUUGCAGUGUCGGGAGGAUUACGUCGCGCAGUGGUGGCUCGGCCAAGCAGCAGAAGCAGUCGCGGUUGUUUGGCAAGUGUGCGACCAGCACUUGGCUGGUGUAACAUCGCCGCCCUACAGGCCGACAGCGCCAAAAUCCUCCAGCGCUUCGAGAAGGCCAUCGUUGUGUUCCAAGCACGCCGCUAGUCCUACGGCGCAAAGCUCUCCUCGUGGUACUCGGUGUGCGGCAGCGCCCGCGCCGCCGCCCGGACAUCGUCCGCGAGCGACGCGAUGCCGCAGUAGAACACGCCCAGCGGCGUGGUGGCCGUGUGAUGUGCUGCAGCGUAGCCGAGCAUGUAGGGAAACUGAGGACGCCCGGCGGCAAUGACCGCGUGCGCCGCGAGGCUCGUCGGAAUAUCGUCUGACGACGGCGGCGACGCGCCUGAGACAAAGAUCCGGAUGUCGGUGACGAGCCGAUGUGGCGACGGCGAAAGCGCGGCAUUGGCCUGGCUCGCCAGCUCAGCAAGCAGCUCAAGCAGCCACUCAUAGUCGUCAAGCGAGCGGGUCACCCACCAGAACGAGAUCGUCUGCUCGCGCGCUAGCUCUCCACGCUGAGCCCUGUGGAUGAGGUCUGAGACAAUCGACGCGUACGGCGUCACCCCGAUGCCCGACGCGAUGAGGAUUGCGUGUGAAAACGCGGCCACGUUGCGCGAGUCAGUUCGGAACGGCCCGGCAACCCGGAUCGAACGCCCAAUCACACGGUUUGCAUCCUCAGCCACCGCCUCCACUACUCUGCACGUCCACGAUGAUGCGCCGCCGACGGCCUUAACGUACAGCGUGAUGUCGUCCGCCAGCGGCGACGACGCGAUGGAGAACGGAUGCCACUCGCGCCGCGCCAGCCACGGCAGGUUGAUCCAGACAAAAGUGCCCGGUGCGAGGUGCUUGUGCAUGGCGGGCGUGGCGCGGAACUUGAUGGCAACCACCCGGCCAGCAGUAAGCGCCGCGCCAGAGAUGGCGUGCGCUUUAAGCGAGGACGCGACUGAGAUCAUCCGGUGGACAAUGUAUGCGCCGAGGCCAAGGCCCGCAAACCAGGCCGUCCGGGACGUUGUCGGGUGUACAGCGGCGAUGGCCGUAGCGAGGAAGACCAGGUGGUGAACGCCGUAGAAGAGCUCAAACCAAACCUUGCGGACGAGCGGGAUAGAGAAGAGCGCCACUGUGGAGAAGAGCAUGAGGAGGAGAAGGCCCGAGAAGCCAAGCCACGUGGCCAGAAUCACCUCAAUGGCCGAGUCAGCUGUCCGAUACGUCGCCAAUCGCGACCUUGCCGGGAACGCCGACUCACGCUC
This is a messenger RNA of Thecamonas trahens ATCC 50062, 3599 nucleotides long. RefSeq lists its product as uncharacterized. The record is from RefSeq and is a predicted model, not a curated record. Lineage: Eukaryota; Apusomonadida; Apusomonadidae. The transcript has a single exon. Gene Ontology annotation, molecular function: oxidoreductase activity. Bases 279 to 1787 code for a protein of 502 amino acids. Gene Ontology annotation, cellular component: plasma membrane.